Onychomys torridus (southern grasshopper mouse) is the source of this 2756-nucleotide messenger RNA. RefSeq names its product coiled-coil domain containing 13 (gene Ccdc13). The coding region runs from base 76 to 2205 and encodes 709 amino acids. Gene Ontology annotation, biological process: non-motile cilium assembly; cytoplasmic microtubule organization. The record is from RefSeq and is a predicted model, not a curated record. Lineage: Eukaryota; Metazoa; Chordata; Mammalia; Rodentia; Cricetidae. Gene Ontology annotation, cellular component: centriolar satellite. The transcript has 16 exons.
CCGGCGUCGGGAAGGGCGGAGGAAGCGCCAGCCGCCGGCCCUGAGGACAGAUCUUGAAGCAGGGCCGCGGGCAGGAUGGCGGCUGAGGAAAGCGCAGCAGACACUCUGCGACUCCAGUUCAAGGCCAUGCAGGAGCUGCAGCACAGGAGGUUACAGAGACAGAUGGAGAAGAAGAAGGAGAAAGAGCUGAGCUGCAAAAGCAAAGUCGACCAGGAGGGGCUUGCAGAGAUCCCAGACAGCCUCAGCCUCCUUGACACAGAGGAGCAGAACCUGAAAAACAUCUUUGAGAAGAGGGUGCUGGAAGACGAAAUCCAGCAGCUUCGUAGUGAACUCAGGGAGACAGUCGAUGAGAACGGGCGGCUGUAUAAACUGCUGAAGGAGAGGGACUUUGAGAUCAAACACCUCAAGAAGAAAAUAGAAGAGGACAGGUUUGCCUUCACAGGGGCAACUGGGAUGGCUGGAGAUGUGGUUGCUACCAAAAUCGUUGAACUGUCCAAGAAGAACCGGGGACUGAUGGCAGAGUCCGAGAGCGCAAAGGCUAGAAUAAAGCAGCUGACUAAUCGCAUCCAGGAGCUGGAGCAGGAACUGCAGAUGGCACCAGCCAGGCUACCAGCCAAGGGGACCACUGACACAGAGGACAAGCCACUGAGGACCCAGAUAGGGGACAGAGCCUUGCCAGAGACCCCAGAGGUGAAAGCUCUACAGGAGAGGCUUGCAGCCACCAACCUGAAGAUGAGUGACCUACGCAACCAGAUCCAGUCUGCAAAGCAGGAACUCCGUGUGGCCCAGAAGGUUCUGGCCAAUGAAGUUGGGGAAGAUGUAAAUAUCCAGCAGCUCCUGGCCUCACCAGGGACCUGGAGAGGGAGGGCUCAACAAAUUCUAGUUUUACAGAGUAAGGUCCGGGAGCUUGAGAAGCAGCUGGGACAGCGGCAAAACAAGACGGCAGGCUCAUCGAGCUCAGAGCUGCCUCUCAAUUCAGACCCUCGGAAGCUGACCGCACAAGAGAAGAACCUCCUGAGGAUCCGCAGCCUGGAGAAGGACAAGCAGGAAAGCUGGGAGAAACUGGCCAGUGAGCGGGACACCCUCCAGACAGAGCUGGAGGAUCUGAGAAGGAAGUUUGAGGGCAUGCGGUCUCGCAACAAGGUGCUGUCCAGUGAGGUGAAGACCCUCAGGAGCCAGAUGGUGACCCUGGUGGAGAAGGGCAGGCAUGAUGAUGAGCUGAUUGAUGCCCUCAUGGACCAGCUAAAGCAGCUGCAGGACAUUCUGGGCAGCCUGAGUGUGCAGGAGGAAUCGAGGCGCACAUCCCAGCACCACCUGGACCAGAAGAUCAACAGUGAGGCCCAACGGAGCAACAGCCUUGUGGCCCAGCUGCGGGCCAUGGUAGCUGAGCGCGAGGCCAAGGUGCGGCAGUUGGAGCUGGAGAUUGGGCAACUCAGUGUGCAGUAUCUUCACAGUAAAGGAGGGGGUGAGGGGACAAGCCCCACCCAUGCCAGGUUCCCUGAGGACCAGACCCCGAUAACCAACUCUCCGGCCUCGGCAGGCGAUCAUGUCGGCAGGCUAGGAUCCUCUCGCUCUGUGACCAGCCUGGGCCACACACUGGUGGAAUCUGCUCUCACGAGGCCAUCCCUGCCUAGUCCCCAUGGGACCUCACCCAGGUUCUUGGACUCCCCAGAACAGAAAGGCUGGCAGGCACAAGCUGCAGAAAUGAAGGCCCUUUGGCAAGCUGCCGAGGUGGAGCGGGACCGCCUCAAUGAGUUUGUCACUGUCCUGCAGAAGCGGGUGGAGGAGAGUAGCGGCAAGCUGCUGGAAGCCGAGCAGAGGCUGCAGGAGGAGCGGCAGCGUGCUGUCCUGCUGGAGCAACACCUGGAGAAAAUGCGCCUGGAGCCCUCCAGGACCUCGGUGUCGCAGAAAACUGCCAGGAACAAGCCAGGGCCACCUGCCACCAGCGCCAAGCACACCCCGACUGGGAGCGCCAAGAAAGACGCGUCCUCCACUCAGCUCUCCGAUAUGCCCAUGGAAUCCCAGAUAGAGGAGCUGACCGCCAGGCUGGCCAUCCAGAUGGAAGAGAACGGAAUCCUGAGAGAUGCCCUGGGCAGUGCCCUGCGUGGGAAGGAGGAGGACUUCCGCAUGUACCACCAGACCCUGGGCCAGGUGAAGGGGGUCUUCUUGCAGGCACUGCGGCAGCAGAAAGCCGGCAAGCAGUAGGACACAGCUGCUCCCUCAACUCCUGGAGGGCAGGGCCUUAGAGGACUGACCCCACUGGUGCAGGCUCCGCCCACGAGAGGCUCCACCCACGAGACUCCUCUCUGAAACCACUUGGAAUACUAACUGAGCUCAGACCUGCUCAGCAGGCAGGCUGAGGCUGAGGAUACCUGGGCCAAGGAACGGGCUGGCUAGCCCCAGCAGGACGUUUCUUUCAGCAAAUCCUGUUGCCCUUGUUCUAGGGGCCUGGCUAGCUCCCUGGGUCGCUAUAGGCUCUCCACACAUAGAUGAGCCACUUGGUGCUUCCUAAUGGAGGCAUCAACCUGGAACCAUCCAGAAGGUAUCCACUUGGCCACCCCUCUGCUGCACCCAGCCUCUCUGUGGACUUACUGCACAGGACGAAGCCUUGCGCUUGGCAUAACAAGGCUACUUUCACAGUCACUACAGCUCUGGUUGAGUAUGUUCCUGCCUCUGAUGGGGGGAACAUGGUCUCUAGUCAGUAGGGCUCUACAGUUGUGGUCACAGACUUUCAAAUAGAAGCUGAGCCAACUGGU